CAGCCCAGCUCCGGCCCGCCUCACACGGUGCAGCAGGGCGCCCUAGCGAGCGCGGGCCCGGCGCCGGGCCCGGGCAGACGGCCGGGGGCGUCUCCGCCGAGACUCUCUCUGUGGCCCCUGAGGGGCGAGGGCGAAGGCGAGGCUGAGUGGGACCGAAAUCAUGAACCGGAGUUUUCACAAGUCUCAGACCCUACGCUUCUACGACUGCAGCGCAGUGGAAGUCAAGAGCAAGUUUGGGGCCGAAUUCCGAAGGUUCUCCUUGGACCGCCACAAGCCCGGGAAGUUUGAAGAUUUCUACCAGCUGGUCGUGCACACGCACCACAUCCCUCACACGGACGUGACCAUCGGCUAUGCUGACGUGCACGGGGACCUGCUGCCCAUCAACAAUGACGACAACUUCUGCAAGGCGGUCUCAAGUGCGAACCCCUUGCUUAGGGUCUUCAUCCAGAAGCGAGAAGAGGCAGACCACUACAGCUUCGGAACAGGUACUCUAUCGAGGAAGAAAAAGGUGCUGGUGACCCUGAGGGAUGAAGGCCUGCGCCGGCGGACACACCUCAACAUCAGCAUGCCGCAUGACUUCCGCCCAGUGUCCUCCAUCAUUGAUGUGGACAUCCUCCCUGAGACGCACCGCCGAGUGAGGCUCUACAGACAUGGCUGCGAAAAGCCGCUGGGCUUCUACAUUCGAGAUGGCACCAGCAUGCGUGUGACCCCCCACGGGCUAGAGAAAGUCCCGGCUAUCUUCAUUUCCCGGAUGGUGCCUGGGGGCCUUGCAGAGAGCACUGGGCUACUGGCGGUGAAUGACGAAGUCUUGGAGGUGAAUGGGAUUGAGGUAGCUGGAAAGACAUUGGAUCAAGUCACAGACAUGAUGAUUGCCAACAGCCACAACCUCAUUGUCACUGUCAAGCCUGCCAACCAAAGGAACAACGUGGUCCGCAGCAGCCGCACAUCCGGUAGCUCUGCCCAGUCCACGGACAGCACCACCAGUCACCACAGCCUGCCGGCCCCGCAUGUCGUGCAGAAUUUCCACCCUGAGGAAAUGGAGAGCGACGAGGAAGCCGACAUCGUCAUUGAGGGGGCUCUGGAACCUCAGCACAUCCCCAAGACACAGGCCGUCCCUCUGGGCAGCCUCUCGAGGGCCAAUGGUACCAGCCUUGCCCACAGGCUGCACAGGGACAUGGUCCUGCAUAGCUCUGGGCGGGAGAGCAACGGCAGUAUCCACAGAUUUCUCAGCUCCCUGAAACCAGACCCGCGACACAGCCUGGUCCUCCCUCAAGGAGGUGUGGAGGAGCACGGGCCAGCCAUCACUCUCUAGGACUUGAGCCACUUGGCCAGGCUGAGGUCCCAUACAGACUGUGUGGCAGCAGGAACCACGGGUGGCGAGUGCCGAGUAGCGUGUAGUGCUCUUAGAUGAAUAGUGACUCCAGAGGGAAAUACUUUACAUUUUUAUGUCAAUUUUAAAAUAAGAAAAAUAAUUAUGUACUUUUUUUUCCUUUUUUCAUCAUCAUUCCUAAGUCCUAUUCUUUAUUUAAGCUUUUGGACAAGAAAACUGUCUAUUUUUAUAGGAUUUUUUCCAUGGAACUUAAAAAUACACACACCUGCACAUAUUCUGGGCUCAGUGCGUGGCCAGAACCUUUGCAGAGUGAAGCAGGAUACUAAAGUACAGAGAGUAUUUUUUAAAAUUCUGGUUUUUAAAAUGAAGCUCUACAGAUUUUUUUAAAAUAGUAAAAUUCAUGUUUUUAACUAGCUCAUGUGAAACGAUCUUGUGAUCUUGAGCGCUCUACUGACCCAGCGUGGCUGUGACAGGAAAACGGGAACUGUCUGAGGAUGGCUUUCCUCGCAGCCAGCUCAGGAGGCCCACUGGCCUAUACCCCGGAGCCCCUGCGGUUACAGUGGCCACAUCUGCAGAUCUGCCCCAGCCUCAGGUCGACUGCCACUGCCAUCCGCCUCUGACAGGGAGUUUAAGAAGCCAGCCACUCUGCUGGCUGGACAGCGAGGCCCAACGAGGCCACGUAGGAGUAAAAGCCAAUGUUUACAGCAGUGUUUUCUUUGGGUUGACUAACCAGCGCAGGUUUAAGAUGUCUUCAGCAGAAAUGAGGGACAAACACCACACCCCCAAAGCCCCACAGCGGUGGGGUGGAUGUACGUGUUAACUUUGCUUUUUAACACAGCUGCCUGUUUUUAUAAGAGAAGACUUGGAGCGUGUCAGUGCGCGCUCCUAGAAUGGUGGUCAGGGGCAGGAACGCGCUUCUUUAAUGAGAACAAAUCACGUGAAUCUUAGUAGUUUUCACAGAUACUCUUUUUUAGACCUUCUUAGAGGCUUAUUAUUGCUGACCCAAUUAAAUUUUAUAUAAAUUGUGUUUUCUGUCUGGAUACAGUGUCGGGGAGAGAAUGGCGCAUUUAUUAACUGAGAACAAACUGACCAAGUGAAUCUUUCAUGUAAAUACUGGUUUUAAAGUGUCUUCCCAGCCUUCCAGGUUGAGAGCUCCACCUGCUGGUCAGAGGCAGAACUGCCCUGACUUCAUGAGUGGCAGAAGGAAACUGCAUCCCGGUGUUGUGCUUUGUCUGGAAUUUAAGUGAAGAACUUAAUUCUUUUCCCUUGGAGAACUGUUUCUUGGACAGAAGUAGCUUUUGCUGAAGAAUUGUCUCCUCACUCCAUGUCUGUUUCUCAGUCAUGUGCCAAGGAUCGUCCACCAUUUGUUUCUGAGCACAAGGGUAAGAUGCUCCCUGAGUCUCUGUGCAAAAAGUGUCUUGUGUGUUGCUGCAGUAGUUUGCAAUGUGUGUUAUCACAAGUAUUACAGAACCAAAACACUGGCGAUCAGCUACUGCAAGAGUUGUUCUCGGCUAAGCUAUUGCUUGAUAUCUUGUGUUGAGUACACUGGGUUUGCUACCAAGAUGGAAAGUUGUUUCUCACCAUGCUUAAGUUGUUUGGCAGAUGUCAACCAGUUUAUUCAAGGGAACUAAAAACAACAGGACAGGGUCCAUCUGACCUUUGCAAGCUGGUGUAUAUGAGGAACUACAUGUUUAGUGGAGGCCUGAGUGUUUAUCUAAACGGAACUCUACUCCCACAUUUUAUCUCUUCUUUGGAAAAAAAAAAAUCUAUGUCAUUAUAUAUUAAAUUUUUUUGGUUUUAUAUAUCAGAAAAUAAAAACUUUUUUGCUUUUGA
Chionomys nivalis (European snow vole) is the source of this 3163-nucleotide messenger RNA. It is a transcript of the gene Pard6g, whose product is annotated as par-6 family cell polarity regulator gamma. The record is from RefSeq and is a predicted model, not a curated record. Gene Ontology annotation, biological process: centrosome cycle; regulation of cellular localization; establishment or maintenance of cell polarity. Lineage: Eukaryota; Metazoa; Chordata; Mammalia; Rodentia; Cricetidae. The coding region runs from base 161 to 1312 and encodes 383 amino acids. Gene Ontology annotation, cellular component: cell cortex; nucleus; apical plasma membrane. The transcript is spliced from 3 exons. Gene Ontology annotation, molecular function: protein kinase C binding.